GGGCACGAAACGGGGGAAUUUGCAUUUAGCAGCAGAAGGCGGAGGGAGAGGGAGGAGGAAAUUUGCUUCUCUCUCGAUAUCACCGAUCCAAUUCCAAGCAUAUACGUAUACAUGAGUAUACAUAUCUAUUGCUCUUCUCUCUAUUAUUAGUUGGUUUAUGCAUUGACUUAGGGCUUUUAGGCUUUAAUUUCUUGGAUCGAAUAUUUCAAGUGGGAUUUAUCAUUGGACGAUGGUUUUCCCUGUUCUUGUUUAACUUAAAUUAUCGUGUUCGAAUUUAGUGUUUGUUCCUUUCAAUUUCAAUCUUAGCUUUCUCCUUCACAGCCUUCCCAUCCCUCGUAUUUCUACCCAUAUAAUUGUUUCCUGCUCGAUCUUAAUCCUCCUUUUAUUCCACUGCAAUUGUAAUUAGAGCAAUAAAAUCAUCAGAUAGGAACCAUAAUUAGGGCAAUUAAAUCAUCAGAAAGGAAGAGAUAGCAGGUGCGCUAUCAAAGUUUCGAGUAUUAUCAGACGUUUCUGUGCAUAGAUGGCGCUGCAAGAAAAAUUAGAUAGAUUCAAGAAGCAACAAGAGAAGUGCCAGUCGACCCUCACCAGCAUUGCAGCCAAAGCAGGGCCUUCUAAAUCUGCUUCAAUUCAAAAACGUACACCUGUAGCUGCAUCACCAUUAACAAAUCCUAGGACUCCAGGUCCACCUGUCAAAUUUUCAAAUGACACAGAGAGACUACAACACAUCAACAGUAUUCGGAAAGGCCCUGUUGGAGCUCAGAUCAAGCGUGUUAUAGACCUGCUGCUAGAGACAAGGCAAGCUUUUACACCCGAACAAAUAAAUGAAGCAUGUUAUGUUGAUGUGAACUCCAACAAAGCUGUAUUUGACAGUUUGAGGAACAACCCAAAAGUGAACUAUGAUGGGAAGCGCUUCUCUUACAAGUCCAAGCAUGAUUUGAAGGACAAGAAUCAGCUACUUGUCUUGAUACGGAAAUUUCCUGAGGGCAUUGCUGUCAUUGAUCUCAAGGAUGCAUACCCAACUGUGAUGGAGGAUUUGCAGGCUUUGAAAGCUGCUGGCCAGAUAUGGUUGCUAUCAAACUUUGAUUCACAGGAGGAUAUUGCAUACCCAAAUGACCCCAGGGCAGUUAUUAAGGUGGAUGAUGAACUUAAACAGCUCUUUCGGGGGAUUGAAUUGCCUCGUGAUAUGCUUGACAUUGAGAAGGAUCUACAGAAGAAUGGCAUGAAACCUGCCACAAACACGGCAAAGAGGAGGGCUGCAGCCCAGGUGCAGGGCAUUUCCUCCAAGCCAAAGAUAAAGAAGAAGAAACAUGAGAUCAGCAAGAGGACUAAGCUGACAAAUGCACAUCUUCCAGAGCUUUUUCGAAACCUUGGUUCUUAGAAUUUUUUAGCUAUAUCAAGUUGUUUAGCUGGCCAUAUGCUGAAGAUCAUAUAUGGGCUGAGGAAUGCCGUAUUCUUUGUAGGGAUGAGCUUGCAAACUUGCAGAAAUGGAAUUGGUCAAGUUCAUAGUUAUGUGUCCCUGCUCAGUCAGCUUUCCACAUUUGUUAAUCAUAUUUGUAUCAGUGAUUUUGGCAUAUUCAUGUGAUUUAAAUGCAAAACUUUAGCAAAAUUCCUUUCAUAUUAAA
Molecule: messenger RNA, 1622 nt
Organism: Hevea brasiliensis (rubber tree)
Lineage: Eukaryota; Viridiplantae; Streptophyta; Magnoliopsida; Malpighiales; Euphorbiaceae
Exons: 5
Coding region: 521-1378 (285 amino acids)
Biological process (GO): transcription initiation at RNA polymerase II promoter
Cellular component (GO): transcription factor TFIIE complex
Source: RefSeq, a predicted model, not a curated record